This is a messenger RNA of Blumeria graminis f. sp. triticale, 645 nucleotides long. The record is from the annotation of a GenBank genome assembly. Lineage: Eukaryota; Fungi; Ascomycota; Leotiomycetes; Helotiales; Erysiphaceae.
AUGAAUAAUCCUCAGGCGCUCCACCACUCACUACUGCGACCAUGCGUGCUUCACAUCCUCCGCGCUGCCGGAUAUCAUUCGACUCGUCCUUCUGUCCUCGAUACCCUCACCGACCUCACGGCUCGAUAUCUCAGCAUCCUCGCGCAAAGGACCAUCGCCCACGCCUCCCUGGCGCACACGGAGCCCGAGCUCGCCCUGCAAAUCUACCUACAGCAUGUCCGCAUGGCCAUGCAAGACUGUGGAACCCUCGGUCCAGAGCUAAUGAUGCAAGAACAGGACUUCAACGAGUCGGAAGAUACGAGGGGCGUCGAUGCAUUCAUCGCGUGGGCCACAGGACCAGAAGCGCAAGAGAUUCGGAGGAUUGCCAUUGAAGGAGGCGAGGGCGGCAAAGACGAUUAUCUCACUGUCCUGAAAAAGAAACAGAGUCUGAACGGAGAUGAGGAAUCAAGGUACACCGGGACCAUACUGGGGAGAGAGGCAGAGCCCCGUAUGGUCAAGAUUGAGGGCGGCGAUAUCACGAACCUAAAGGACUGGUCGGAGAAUCUAAAGAAAUCCAGGCCGUCCGAGGGCCUGACGAAGCUUGAUGAGAGACCUUUGUCUAUCCCCGGCUCGCCCGAAGAUGUGAAAAUGGAAAGUGUAGAGUAA